CUUCCCGGCCUCACCGGAAGAGCCGCCAUGUUGGUUUUUUUCCCCUUCACAGGCCUCGUAGGGGGGCGGAGGGCCCGGGGGGGCCCCCCCCAGUCACCUCCCCUCUUCCCCGUCACCGCCGUCGUCGCCGCCGCCGCCACCACGGCCGAGUCUGCGUCCCGCCUUGCCCCGCCCCGCGGCCACAGGCCCAACCCAUCCCGGGCACAGGCACAGCCCACCGCGGAGUGACUGGCAGACUACUGGGCGGGCGCGAGCGCGGCCAGCCGGACGAGCGCGCCUCGGGCGCGCGAGAGGCUUUUGCCGCCACCACCGCCGCCGCCUCUACCGCCGCCGCCGCCGCCGCCGCCGCCGCUGCCGCUGGAGAGGGGCGCGAGCCAGUUACGCACAGCGCCACCCGGCGGCCUGAGGGCAUGCUGAGGGCAUCCUGCCAAGGCUUGGGCCUUCACACAUUCCCUGAAAUGCUGCCUUUGACCAUAGAGCAGCUAGACCUCUCUCAUAACCAUUUGCGAGUCCUACAGGACAACACUACGGAAGAACGGCCAAAUCUUCGGUACCUGGAUCUUGGGGGGAACCAGCUAGAUAGACUCUCCCCAGGGGCCCUGCUGCCCCUGCGCUGGCUCCAGGCUCUCAUUCUGGCAGGCAACACCCUGAACCAGGAUUAUGAGUCCAACAGCCAGGCACUGUGGCCUUUAGACCACCUACACUUUUUGGACCUCUCGGCCAACUGCCUAGAUGGUGACAUGGCUGCUGUCUAUGUGGCCAAUCUCAGCUCCUUGUGGAGCCUGGAUCUCUCCAACAACCACAUCAGACUCCUAGCACGUGGCACCUUCCUGGGCAACCCCAACCUGUUGGACAUUAACCUCAGUGGCAACUAUAUCCUGCAGAUAGAAGCAGGGGCUUUCCAGGGCUUGUUACAGCUGCGGGAGCUCUCCCUGGCUAGAAACUCCUUGCACUGCAUCUCUGAUUUCAGCCUCCGGCCCCUGUGGAGACUCAACUUAAGCUUUAAUGCCCUGCAGUUCUUUGCCACUGAGGAAGGAAACUGGGGGUACCAGCUACAGGUGCUGGACCUGAGCCAUAAUCAGCUAAGGGCCGUGCCCAUGCUUUCAGCUCUGCACCAUCUCCGCCAUCUCAACCUCUCGGACAACCAUCUGGCUUCCCUGGAGUCCCAUCCUCCACCCUUACCUCAGGACACUGCCCUUUGGUACCAAGAGGUGAUAAGGCCAAAUCUGACCCAGAGUGGCCAGAAUCCAGCAGUCAGCUUACCUGGGCUCACUGACCUUGACCUCAGUAGGAACCAACUGGGCAUGUUUCCAGUGGACUUCCUUAGCCACCUCUCUGCCCUCCAGAGACUCAGCAUGGCCUGGAACUGUCUCCAGAAUCUAUCAGCUCUGCAACCCAUGUCUGUGCUGCCGCUCCUGCCCCUGAGGACUCUGGAUCUCCAAGGGAAUCACAUUCAGACUUUUCCAAGCUGGGUCUUUGAAAUGCUGCCCAGUCUCAAAGUCUUGAACUUGGGUGACAAUGAGCUACAGUUAUGCUGGAGGACAGAGGCUGGCCAAGACGGGCCCUUCCGAGGGACCCCUCAGCCAUUUGGCUCUGCCUUCCAGCUGAAGCACCUGAGCCUCAGUAGAAACGGGCUGAGGAAGUUGUGCUCCUCUGCAUUUUCUCCUACAACCUUGUUCUCUCUAGAUCUCUCUGGUAACACAGGGCUGGCUCUGGUCCCCAGUGACCUUCAGGGCCUUCAGCAUUCUUUGCGUGAGCUCUCCUUCCGAGGGAAUGGCAUGGAAAGCACCCACUUGGGGCUUCCCUGCCUUCAGGAACUGCGAGUCUUGGACCUAUCAGGCAAUACACUGGAUAGCCUGCCUUGGACCCUCAACUGCUCCCCAUUUCUGCAGCGUUUAGACCUGCGCAAAAACCAUCUCCAGGCCUUGGACACAGAGGCACUGGGUAGCUUGAGUGGCCACCUCACAUCCAUGUUCAUCGCAGGUAACCCCUUUCACUGCUGUACCCUGGGCUGGUUGGUUGCUUUGGCCAGUGCCAAUGUUAGCAUACCAGACUUAGGAGAAGCCCAGUGUGUAUACCCAAGCAGUGAUGGGGGCUCCUGGGGCCCCCUAGCCAGGGACCACCGUCAGUUCUGUACAUGGUGGCAAGGAACUCAGGCUGCGUGGGUGCUACUGGCUGUCGUUAGCCUGUUCCUCAUCUGCUGUGUGGUGACCUCCCUGCUGCAAAAUAGUCCAAGGCUGCCCUGGGCCCUGCGGCUUAGGAAGAGUCACCAAGGCUGGAACUAGAGGACAGCCACAAGACCAGGGGUGGGAAGAACAUGGGCUGGCCUAGUCUGGAGAGGGAGAGGCCAGUGGGAGAUGGCCAAGCGAAGGAAGAGCUCUAGCAGCUCUGAAGGCCUUGAAGGCCUCAAAUGUCUGUCUUCUUUUGGAGUCUGUGUAUUUCCAGUGAUCCUCUAAUAUUGUAUGUUUGCUUCUGGGAGCGAUCAGAGAUCCCCUGGAGGACAACAUGAGUUCAAAUGAAAUCUGAAGGUCAGAAAGCCCUUUGGCCUCUAAACCAGUUCAGAAA
This is a messenger RNA of Monodelphis domestica (gray short-tailed opossum), 2565 nucleotides long. RefSeq names its product transforming growth factor beta activator LRRC32-like. Gene Ontology annotation, cellular component: plasma membrane. The record is from RefSeq and is a predicted model, not a curated record. Gene Ontology annotation, molecular function: protein binding. Lineage: Eukaryota; Metazoa; Chordata; Mammalia; Didelphimorphia; Didelphidae.